GUUUUAUCUCUGGGAGCACAUUUUUGAAGACACACUCGAUCCCACUGAUGUGACUGCUCAGUGGAGAGAAGGACAGUCAAUUGUAGGAAGAACACAUUACAGCUUCAUCACUGGUCCAUCUGUAGUUCCAGGAUACUUCUCCAUUGACGUGAAUAAUGUGGUUCUUGUUUUAAAUGGAAGAGAAAAAGAAAAGAUUGUCCCUGCCACCUAGUGGUUACUUUGUGCACAGAAUUUAGUGGAAAUUCAAAAACUGCAGCAUCUUGCCGUUGUUUUGCUCAGAAAUGAACAUUGUGAUAAUGACUAGAUAAUGCGAUUCCUCAGUAGAAAUGGAGGCUUUGUGGACCUGCUUUUCAUAACAUACGACAGGCCCUGGAUUAAUGAUGUGGAUGUUUUUCAGUGGGCUUUAGUUGUAGCAACAUAUAGGAAGUUUCCUGUGGUGGAAGCCACUUGGUCAAUGCUGAAUGAUGAGAGACCCUAUCUAUGUAAUUUCUUAGGAACUGUUUAUGAAAAUUCAUCAAGACAGACACUAAUGAACAUUUUGAAACAAGACAGGAAGCAUAAGCUUUGUUGGGUUUCUGCAAGAGAACAAUAA
Messenger RNA from Nannospalax galili (Upper Galilee mountains blind mole rat), 592 nucleotides. Its product is annotated as ribitol-5-phosphate xylosyltransferase 1. Gene Ontology annotation, biological process: protein O-linked glycosylation via mannose. The annotation marks the transcript as partial. Lineage: Eukaryota; Metazoa; Chordata; Mammalia; Rodentia; Spalacidae. The transcript is spliced from 3 exons. The record is from RefSeq and is a predicted model, not a curated record. Gene Ontology annotation, molecular function: ribitol beta-1,4-xylosyltransferase activity. Gene Ontology annotation, cellular component: Golgi apparatus.